AUCAAGUGUUGAUCCAUUUCCAUCUCGUUUAAUACAAUUACACCCUCGGCGGCCGAAUUCCUCCGACGUUCUGCCCCUCCAGCAACAAUGUUCUCCCGAAGCCUGAAGUCAACAAUAACCCCACCUUGCUCGUCAUUCUCUUCUCGUCCUCUCUUCUCUGUCGUUAAUUGCAAACAAUCCUCUUUCCUCUCUCUUCGUCCUUUCCACCAAACCGCCGCCGCCAUGUCUUCCAAGGUCUUCUUCGACGUCCAGUACGCCCCCGUUGGCACCAGCGCCCCUAAGACUAGCCGUAUCGUCUUCAACCUCUUCGAUGAUGUUGUCCCCAAGACUACUGAGAACUUCCGUCAGCUGUGCCUGAAGCCCCAGGGUGAGGGUUACAAGGGUUCCAGCUUCCACCGUAUCAUCCCCCAGUUCAUGCUCCAGGGUGGUGACUUCACCCGUGGCAACGGCACUGGUGGCCGUUCCAUCUACGGUGAUAAGUUCCCCGAUGAGAACUUCAAGCUCAAGCACACCGCCCCUGGUAUCCUCUCCAUGGCCAACGCUGGUCCUAACACCAACGGCUCCCAGUUCUUCAUCACCACCGUUGUGACCUCUUGGCUCGACGGCAAGCACGUCGUCUUCGGUGAGGUUGCCGAUGCCGACUCUAUGAAGGUUGUCAAGGAGAUCGAGGCUGUUGGCAGCAGCUCUGGUGCUGUCCGCUCCAACGUCAAGCCUACCAUCGUCGACUGCGGUGUUCUGUAAACAAUGCAACGAGGCCAAGUUCGAAAAGUUUUUUUUGCCCGUAUGGACCUCUUAGCGCUCGAUGAUAGGGAUUGCGGCGACC
This is a messenger RNA of Aspergillus ochraceoroseus IBT 24754, 823 nucleotides long. RefSeq names its product peptidyl-prolyl cis-trans isomerase (gene cyp4). NCBI's taxonomy places the organism in Eukaryota, Fungi, Ascomycota, Eurotiomycetes, Eurotiales, Aspergillaceae. Gene Ontology annotation, molecular function: peptidyl-prolyl cis-trans isomerase activity. The transcript is spliced from 5 exons. The record is from RefSeq and is a predicted model, not a curated record. Bases 88 to 741 code for a protein of 217 amino acids. Gene Ontology annotation, biological process: protein peptidyl-prolyl isomerization; protein folding.